Messenger RNA from Paramecium pentaurelia, 7546 nucleotides. Lineage: Eukaryota; Ciliophora; Oligohymenophorea; Peniculida; Parameciidae. The record is from the annotation of a GenBank genome assembly.
AUGUCGUAUGAUGAUUAUUAUAACUAUUUUGAUAUCGAAGGGUGUAACUAACAAAUAGAUAUAGAAUAAUUGGGACAAUUUGAUAGAGAACAAUAAAAUUGUAAUUUAAAUGAUUAUUUAAGCUUAAAAUGGGCAAUAGUUUAUUUAAAUACUCGAUCCCAAUAAUAUUGAAGAUUCAGGAUUUGUGUUUUUGUUGUAAGAAGCAAGCACUUCCCAAUUAGAAGAAGCUAUGUUGUAAGAUGUUUCCAUGUUUUUUAAUCGAGAGGCUAAGCUUUUUAAUUACCUUGCUAAUUUAUUUUAAUUGACAGAUUUAGAUAUGCAAGGUACAUCAUCAUAUACAAUAUUAAUUAGGUGCCCCUGAAUAUACUAAUUAAUUAACUAAGUUAUUGAAGAUGUUCUUCCAAAUUCAUGAAAUUGGAUAGCAUUCAGAUUUUUCAUAUUAAUUAGCAUAAUAAUAUGGUUUAAAAGAUUUUAGGACAGGAUAUCCAUUUGGAUUUAUUAUUAAUAGUGAUCAAUCAUUAAUACUUCUCUUAUUGAAGAUUAUAUUAAGUGAAGAGAACCUUAAUAAAGAAAAUGAUUUCUUCUCUUAAAUUAGAAUGUAUUUGCCAAGAUAUUUAAUAUUUUCUAUAAAUCCACCAAAACCAUUUGUAAGUAGAACAUAAGUCAGAUCAUUACAAAAUUCUAUAAUUAACAAAAUCAAUUAUGAACUUUUUGAUACUAAUUUUGCAAAACCUUACAAAUUAGAUUUGUUAGCAUUAUCAUAUUUCUCAGAUCCAGGAUUAAAUUUUUAAUUGUUCAAAGAAACAAUUGAAAUACUCAGAUCUACUCUUGAGAGGUAAUUCUAUUUAAUAUAUUAAAUAGUCUUUUGGAGUAGAAGAAUACUUAAUAAGACAUAAAUCGUGAAAUCCAAAAUCUAUUAUAAUUUUUUUUGGCAUUUACAACAAAUUAGGAAAUAUUGAAAUCCUUUUUUUAAAUUAAUUUUCAUAAGACACUUUAUAAUAAUCUAAGAUAAUGUUAAAUUAUAUUUGGAUGUAAUAAUCCACCACUAUGGUCUAAAGAACCUAUAAUAAUAGAAUAAAUAGUAAGUUUGAUAGUAAGAAUUCUAAGUUUUGAAUAAGUUGAUAAAUAAUUUAUAGAUAUUUUGCAUGAAGAUUUCAUGUUAUUAUUGUAACACUAAAAAUUAGAUCUUAUAUACAAAGUCUUAUUGCCAAUAUUAAAUAGUGAAUAAGUGAAAUUAGUAGCUGUUUGUUUUCAUCCAAAAUUGAGUGUAUCUGAAAGUAAAGCUGAAACUGAGAAAUUCUUAUCAAAUUAAACUAAAACUAUGGCAGGAUCAACAACUUUAGUAACUGAACUCCUUACUAAAAAUUAAUGUGAUAAAAUAACAUAAUUAGUAUAAGAGAAUUUAAAUAAAAGUAUUUAAAAAUAAUAAUAAUAAUAAAAUGUAAAUAAAAUUUAAAUUGAAAAAUAAUAAAUGGAAUUAGAAUAUAAUGAUUAAGCAAUGUAUGAUCUAUUUUCAGAUGAAUUUUAAAUAGAAAAGAUAUAAUUUGCACCUCUUAAUUUAAUUUAAUAACAAUAGGUAAUACCUGUUCAAUAAAAUAUAAUAAAUGAAAAUUAAAGAUAAAUUAUAGGUUCUUGGAUUCAUUUACAUUCAUUUAGUCCAUUUAAUCCUCAUUUUGAUUCUUAAAUUUUAACAAAAGUUUUAGAUAAUAGAACUAAUGUUUUAUUUAUUUUUGAAAUGAUGGUAGGUUAAGAGAAUGUUAAACUUGUAUGUUUUGUUAAUCAUUUAAUUUAAGAUGGAAGGAGAUAAAAUUAUGUAUAAGCAAGAUCAAAUGAAUCAUCAUUUUAUUUGAUGAUGGUUUAAGAUGAACAUUUUUGGUAUGUAAAUGCAUUAGAUGGGAAACCUCAUGUAUUAUUAGAUAUAUAAUAACACAUGGUUUAAAUUAGUCAUCAUAAUGAACCUAUUGCAUGUAUAAACUUUUCAGAUUUUUAAUAAAGCAAAUUUGGAUUUCCAUUUAAAAAAUUAUAAGAGAAAACACUUUUAAUGGAUCAAAUUAAUGCUGCAUUAUAGGGUUUAGAAUGUUAUUUGUUAUAGAUAGCAAUAUAUACUUUUGAUGUUAAUAAAGAUAAUUUAUUUGAAGAUGAUGUUUAAUCAUUAAAAAAGAAAUAUGAGAAAUAGAUGAAUUAUUAUUAUUCUUAAUUAAGAAUGUAGACUAUUUAAUUUAUUCCUAAUACAAUAACUGGAUAAGAUUUAAGUUAAUUUUUAAAUGAAAAUAUAGAAAUUGAUUAAUUAAAGGAGAAUUCAAUUAAUGAUAUUGAUGUAAUUAAACCAGUUACUUAAUAAAUAUAGAUUAAAAGUAAAUAAUAGAAAUCAUUAUUAACUUAUUUUGAAUAAAAGAUAGGUGGUAUAUUUAUGAUAUUGGAUUAUGUUAAGAAAUAUUUAGAUAUAGUUUAAGCAAGUAAAUAAUAUAAAGAUUUGAUAUUUGAAUUAACAAUUUUAUGUUAGAUUGAAGGAUUUUAAGAAAUGAUUUUACAAAGUGAAGGAUUCUUAUAAUAAUUAUUAGCAUUAGCUUAUUUAAAUAAGAAAUAAGAAUGCAAAGAGAUAUAUUAAAAAAUUAAUUCUUUAAUUUAUUCAUAAUUAGUUUAAUUAAUAUAAGAAAAACCAUUUCUUAAAAUAGUAAUGUUAUUAGAACAUAAAUUAUUAGAAAAGAUAGUAAAUAAGACAGAAUAAUAAUUAAAUUUAAUAAAUCAAAAUACUCAACCAUAAGCAUAAGUGAAAUUUGAAUAACCAAAGAUGUAAUUUUUUAAGAAACAAUCAGUUAAUUAAGGAAAACCUAAGGGUAUUGGAUAUGGAGAUAUAGAAUAUAAGGGAUUCAAAUAUAUUAAUGAAUAAUAAUAAUUUAAUUAAAAACAAUAAAAAGAAUAAUAAGAAGGAAUUAUUAAUUAAUUAGAUAAAAAAUAGAAUAAUCAAGAUAUAAAUUUAGAAAAUCUAUUAAAUUGUUUAAUUUAAUUAUUAGAUCUUGAAUUUAUUAAUGUAAGAGUAUUAGAAUCUAUUCAAUAAUCAAAUAUUAUGAAUCUAUUAAGUAAAUAUUUAUAGAAUGUUAAUAUAACAACAUUGGAAGGUUCAAAAACAUUUAAUAAAAUAUUAUAGAUAAUUGAAUGUUUAGCAUAAAGAGAAUUAACAUUAUAAUUAUUUAUAUCAAAAGAAAAUACAUGUUUAUUUAGAUAAUUGGAAUCAUUUAAUUAAUAAGUAAUAAUAUUUAUCAAAACAUUUAAUUCAAAAAUAGAAGAACUAAAUAAAUUUAUGAAAUUGUAUCAAUAUGUGGAAAAUUGUUUAUAUGCUGCAAAAUUAAUAACAAUAAAAUAUUUAUCUUAAGGUUAAUAAAAUGAUAUAGAUGUUAAUAUUAAUAUGCAUUAAUUUUAUAGACCAUUUAUGAAAAAAUUAGCUGUUGGUAAAUGUGAAAUAAAGACUGAUGCAGAUUAUUUAUUACAUAUGAAAGAAUAUUAUUAAUAAACUAACAAUCCAUCAUAAAAUAAAAUGUAGAAAUUAAUCUCUGAAAUUACAACAAUAGAAGAAAAUCUACCCCUUGAAGCUACCAAUUCCAUCUUUUUAAGAUAUGAUAAUGAUAGAAUGGAUUGUAUGAGAACUAUUAUAUUUGGUGCUAGUGGUACACCUUAUGCUCAUGGAGCAUUCUUAUAUGAUAUGUUUUUUGGUGAUGAUUAUCCAUAAAGACCUCCAAAAAUGAAAUUAGCAACAACUGGACAUGGUAAAGUAAGAUUUAAUCCAAAUCUAUAUAAUUGUGGAAAAGUUUGUUUAAGUUUAUUAGGUACUUGGGGUGAUAAUUGGAUUGCUAAUUUCUCUACUAUCUUAUAAAUAUUAGUUUCUGUUUAAUCUAUGGUAAUGAGUGAAUAUGUAAUGUUUAAUGAACCAGGAUGGGAAUCUUAAAUGGGAACACCAAAUGGUGAAUAAGCUAAUAGAGGAUAUUGCAAUUUCAUUAAAAUAUAGAAUAUUAGAUAUGCUAUGAUAGAAUAAUUAUAAAAUCCACCUAAAGGAUUUGAAGAAGUAAUAAAGAAAAGUUUUUAUUUACGUAAAGAUUUGAUAAUGAAAGAGAUUGAAUAAUGGAUAGAAUAAGCUAAUUUACCAGCUACCUAUAAUCAAACUUAGAAUCAAUGUACUUAUACUUAAUAACCAUUACUUUAUAAAUAAGAUUUAAUUAAAAUAUAUGAAGAAUUAAAAGUAGAAUUAGAGAAAUUGAAAUUUAAUAUUGGAAAGGAUUUCUAGACUAUAUCAAAUGAAAAAAAGAAAGAAAUUAUUUUUAAUUUAGAUAAUAUUUAACCAUAAAAAUAAUAUUAAAUAAUGAAUAAAAAAGUAAUGCCUUAAGGUUUGAAUAUCAAUGAGAUUGAUAUUAGUUAUAAUAAUAAUGUAUAAUAAAGAUAAUUUGAUUCAAAUGAUCAGAAUCUAUAAAAUUUGAUGAGUAGAUAUAUUGGAGUUGUUGGUUUAGAUGCAGUAAAGAAAUAAAGUGAAUCUACUAUUUUUAUACAUAUAUUAAAUGGUUUAGGUAUUGAAAUAGCAAAGAAUAUAGUAUUAUCAGGUGUAAAAAGAUUAAUUCUAUUUGAUCCUUAAUUAGUUUAGAUGAGUGAUUUAGGUAGUAAUUUUUAUUUAACAGAAUAAGAUAUAAAUAAGAGAAGAGAUUUUGGUAUAUUAAAUAAAUUAAAACAUCUAAAUCCAUAUGUGAAAAUUGAUGUUCUUGAAAAUAAUUUAGAUGAAUUAAAUUUAGAUGAAAUUUAAGUAUUUGUUACUUAAGAUCCAACUAUUGCAAGUAUAGCAUCUAAUUAAAAUAAACAUGCAGUUGUUUUAGCAUAAACUAGAAAUAUAUUUGUAAGAAUUAUAACUGAUUUUGGUAAUGAAUUUACAAUUGUUGAUAAAGAUGGUGAAUAAUUAUCAGAAGUUAAUAUUGAAAAUAUAUCUAAUAAUGUUGUUACUAUAUUUAAGAAUUAAAAUCAUAAUCUAACUGAAAAUGAUUUAGUAUUAAUUUAAGAAGUUAAAUAAGAAUAAGGAAUUGGAGAAAGUUAUAAUUAAGUAUUUUAAAUUAAAAAUGUUAAAAGAUAAUCAUUUGAAUUAGUCACAAAUAGAUAAUUUACUAAAUAUCUUAGUCAUGGUGUAGCUUAUUAAUAAAAAUAACCUAUUAAAUUAUAAUUUGAUAGAAUUUAAAAGGUGAUAAGUUCAUUGGAUCAUUAUUGUGAUAAUAUUGGAACAUUUGAUGGAAUUGAUAAAAUUAAAAGAGAUAUUAUUCAUUUCUGUAUGAAUACAACAUCAAAUGAUUUAUUAACAAAUAAUUGGGAUAUUGAUAAAAUUAAAAUGUUUAUUAUUUCAAUUAGAUAAUAAAAUCUAAGAGAAAUAUUAAAUUUUAGAUAUCAAGAAGAUGUACUAUUUAAAUAUUAAGAAGAAUUAUUAUCAUUAUUAACAUUAUUAUCAAUCAAUACACAAUUCUAACCUUUAUGUGCUUUAGUUGGUGGUAUGGCAGCAUAAGAAGUUUUAAAAGCAAUAAAUAAAAAAUAUACUCCAAUUCAUUAAGCAUAUGUUUAAUCAUUUGAAGAUAUACUUCCAUUUAAAUUAAAAGAAUUCAAUUUUGCACAAAUUGGACUAUCCAAUAAUUUAGAAAUUAAUAUUAAUAAAUAUUAAGAAUGUAUGUAGAAAUUUGGAUUCAAAUAGAAUUUCAAUACAAGAUAUAAUGAUUUAGAAAAUACUAUUGGAAAUACCUAAAAAAUAUUUAAUGCUGAAGUCUUUGUAGUAGGAGCAGGAGCCAUUGGUUGUGAAUUGCUUAAAAAUUAUGCUAUGUUAGGUAUUAGUAAAUCUGGGAAAAUAUAUGUUACAGAUCCAGACAUAAUAGAAAAUUCAAAUCUAAGUCGUUAAUUUCUAUUUAGAGAAAAACAUAUUAGAAAACCUAAAAGUUUAACAGCAGCUGCUGUUGUUAAAUAAAUGAAUCCAGAUAUCAAUAUAGUGGCAAGAUUAGAUAAAGUAUGUCAAGAAACAUAAGAUAUCUAUAAUAAUUACUUUUAUACAUAAAUGAAUUGUGUAACAAAUGCUUUGGAUAAUGUAUAAGCUAGAUUAUUUAUUGAUUCUAAAUGUGUUGAAAAUAAAGUAUCAUUAAUUGAAAGUGGAACCUUGGGACCUAAAGGACAUGUAUAAUCUAUUAUACCUGAUGUAACUGAAAGUUAUGCAAGUAAAUAAGAUCCAGAAUAAAACAAUGAUAUACCUUAUUGUACUUUAAGAAUGUUUCCAGAAUCUAAUAUUCAUUGUUUAGAAUGGGCUCGUGAUAAAUUUGAAUAAUACUUCUUUAGAAAACCAUAAGCUUUGGUGUAAUUAAUGUAAGAUCCUUCUCCUUAAUAAUAAACAGUUGAUUUAGCUAUUAAAGUAUUAAAGAAGUAUCCUACUACAUUUUAAUAAUGUGUACAAAUGGGUAGAUUGAAAUUCUAGAAACUCUUUAAUCAUGAUAUUAUUGCCUUAAUGAAUGCUUAUCCUUUAAAUUCCCUUACCAAAGAAGGCAAAUUAUUCUGGGCUCCUCCCAAGAGACCUCCUAAACCUAUAGAAUUCAAUAGUGAAUUUGCAUUUAAAUUUGUUGAAGAUUUUGCUUUAUUAACAGCAUAAAUCUAUAAUAUUGGCAUACCUAGAUAAUAUGAUAUAAAUAAAUUAAUAUAGAAUGUUUAGAUUCCUAAAAUGAAUAUAAAAAAAAAUAAGAUUCAAGAAAUAGUUGAGAAAUAAGAUAAAAAUAAUUAAUUAUAAUAGAUGGAAGAGGAAGUUAAAAAUUAUGAUCAACUUAUUAAAGAAGCAAGAUAAUUAUUGAGUAAUGUAAAACCAAUAUUACCAUAACCUUAACAAUUUGAAAAAGAUGAUGAUACUAAUCAUCAUGUAUCAUUUAUAACUGCUGCUACAAAUGGUAGAGCAAUUAAUUAUGGUAUUUAAUAGGUUGAUUGGAUGUGGACUAAAUUAAAAGCAGGAAGAGUAAUAUAUAUAUUCUAAUUAUUAUUAGAUUAUUCCAGCUAUGGCUACUACUACUUCUUGUAUUGCUGCUCUAUAAACUUUGGAAUUGAUUAAAAUACUGUAGAAUUCAACUUAGUAUAGAAAUACAUUCUUAAAUCUUGCCAUUCCAUUUAUGAUGUAGAGUGAACCAGGAGAAGUUGAUAAAGUAAUAUAAAUUAUAUAUAUAUUUAGUUUUAAUUAAAAAAUGGAUUAAAUAUUUCAAUAUGGACUAAAUUGAAUUUAAAGAUAAAGAGAUUAACAGAACCAUUAUAAUACAUAGUGAAUAAAAUAGAAGAGAUGAUAGGAGAUGAAAUUAAUAGUCUUUAAUAAGGAGCAAAAGUAUUCUAUAUGAAAUAGAUGUUACCUAAAGAUGAAGAAGAAAAAUACAAUUUUAUCAAUACUCCAAUUUAUCAAUGCAUAUAAGUAUCUUAUUUUAUAUAUAUAAAUUAGUUUAUUAAUGAUUCAUCAUAAAUAAAUGUACAAAUAAAUGACAAUAAAUCGUUAGUAGUGCUAAUCACUUUGGUUUGA